Messenger RNA from Python bivittatus (Burmese python), 2939 nucleotides. It is a transcript of the gene DRC5, whose product is annotated as dynein regulatory complex subunit 5. Gene Ontology annotation, molecular function: protein binding. Gene Ontology annotation, biological process: microtubule-based movement. Lineage: Eukaryota; Metazoa; Chordata; Lepidosauria; Squamata; Pythonidae. The record is from RefSeq and is a predicted model, not a curated record.
AUUAGUGAUGAUCCAAUCUACAUAGAACUUUCUUCCAUUCUAAUUAAGGGGCAGAGAAAAAUUACAGCAGCACAACAGGAUGCAGGAGAAUGUAGCUGGAGAACAAAAUACGGUCCCUCCUCCAAGCCAUGUAACAGAAAAAAAUCCUGCAGCUAAUCCCCGACGAAUGCGACGGAUUAUUGCUGAAGAUCCUGAAUGGAAUCUAGCCAUAGUUCCACAGCUCACAGAGCUCUGCAUCCAGCACAUAAUCAACAAUUUUGAACAGAAUCCUAUCUUGGAAAGCCUACUUCCUGAUCACCAAAAGAAAGUGCUAGAAAAGAUCUCCACAAGCCUACCCCUUACUGUGACUGCCAAUUUGAUUAGGGAUGAAGGCUACUGGAAACGGUGCUGUACUGGAAGAUGGACAGUCUGUGAUGUAUCCCUCUAUGGAAACAGUUGGAAACAAAUGUUUUUUGAACGUCACUUGGAAAAUAUUUUGAAGUUCUACAUUCCAGAUACUACUAGUCCCAACCAAGUUCUGGAUAUCAUUCCACUAUGCAAGGAGUAUGUGAAAAAACUAGAGAUUGACCAGUUCCUUCCACCAGUGAAGCUAGAUCAAAAGAAGGAAGAAGAAGAAAUCUCUGAUACUGAAAGUGAUGCUGAAAUAGAGGAACCUUCUAUGGACCAUUUUGAUUUGAGCCUGCUUGUUCCUACACUCCCUCAUCUCGAGGAGCUUCAUCUUUCAUAUGGUGUUAAAGACUGUGGCAUGAAUUUUGAAUGGAAUCUUCUUGAGUUCACUUAUCGAGACUGCUGCUCACUGGCCAAUGCUAUUAAGAAGUGUUCAACUCUAAAAGCAUUCAAGCUGACCCGUAGCAAAGUGGAUGAUGAUAAAGCCAGGAUACUGAUCCAACACCUAUUAGAUCACCCUUCAUUGGUAGAAUUAAACUUAUCCCACAAUCUGAUUGCAGACAGGGGAGCACGAGCUAUUGGCAAGCUAAUUAACCGCAGUAAGAUGGUAACACUUAACAUCUGCGAUAACAGGAUUCGGGCUCAAGGAGCCCAGUCUAUAGCUCACGCGCUGUCCAAGAAUUCUACUCUGACAUCCCUCAACUUACGCCUCAACUGCAUUGAGGAUGAAGGAGGCCAAGCCAUUUGCCAUGCCCUUCUGGGUAACAGCACACUGACAACUCUUCACUUGGGUGGCAAUGAAUUAUCUGAGCCGACAGCCACCCUUUUCUCUCAAGUCCUGGCUCAGAACACUGCCUUGACUCAUAUCAACCUCUCCUGCAACCACAUUGGACUAGAUGGAGGGAAGCAAUUGCUGGAAGGCAUGUCUGAUAACAAGACAGUAGUGGAAUUUGACCUCAGACUGGCAGAGGUGGGACAAGAGAGUGAAUAUCUUAUUAAUCAGACUAUAAAGGCCAAUCAGGAAUUGGCCCGUCUCAAAAACCUGCAUCAUUCCACCACACCACAUGGACCAUAAAGUACUGAGAAAAAACAUCCUGCCUAGUAUAGUUUGACAUUGUCUCUUCACUCACGUUUGUUUAAGUAUCUGUUUUAGGUAAGGACUGUGAUCUCAGUUAUUCGUUCUCAGCUUGUGAUUGGAUGGAUGUAACUUCAUAUCCUUUUACCACUUUUGUGAAGUUUUUGCAGAUCUCUAGUAUUCAUGCUCUUGUGUAAUUAAGCCUGUAACUAAGCCCAAGCAUGUAACUGAAAUAACCAUAUACUGCAUCCCUGUUUAGUUCUGCUUCUUUGUUCCUCCAUUCCUCUGUUAUUUCUCUUUGGUCAGUUUUAAAUGGUAAAUUCCUUGUACUGUAUGAAGCACACAGUGAAUGUUCUUUAUAAUUUAACCAUUCGUUUUAAACAGUUUAGUUUGCCAUUCUGGAAACUGAAUAUUAUACACUGAAUAUGUAACAACUACUGUUGUUAAAUAAUAAGAAAGAAUCCAAGGUCUAGUAGUCCUCAUCAGAUUUAAAUUUAAUAACUCAAAAGAACUGAUAAAAAUAUGUUUGGCUGAAGUGUGGCAAAUUUUAUCAGGAGAGCUUUAAGCUGAAUUGUUUGGAGUUUGUAAAUGAAAAUCCUAAAGGUAAAGUCCUCUGUCACAAACCUGCACUGGAAGAAUAUAGGUGUUACUGUAAUACGGCCUAUUAAAAACAAUCAAUCAAAAAUUAGAACAUUGGCUUAUAAAGUUUGUGGUUCUGUUUCUUGGAGUAUGCAAAAUUAGAUGCACUUAAAAUUUCAAAUAUAGGAAGGCAGAAUAUGAUUGAAUCAGUGUUAUCUGUGGGGAUGAAAUGUUGACAGCAUUGUUAUUUUGUGAUACAAGCUCUGUAUCUUUUGUACAUGUUAUGAAGUCAAAUGCAUGAAUGAAAGGGAUGGACUUUCAUUAUUACAAUGUGAUACUGCUUUGGGCAUUUUGACAAAGCAUCAGAUCCUGUAGACACCUUUGGAUUUAAUAGGAAUAACAAGCUGGUAUAAUGACUCCCAUGAUUAGAAUAUAACAAUUGAGUUACAGUAAUUUGUUCAAAAGAAAGAGGAGUUUUAUGGUAUGUUUAAAAGUAUAUCUAUUCAAAAUCCCAGUGAAUGAAUUUGGCAAUACUGUAAAGGACAUCUGGAUUAAAAUGUGGAGGAAUUAAUAAAAGCAAUAAUAUCAUUGGUGUCCAUCAUCAGCCACCCAAUGAGAGGUUGUGGAUGACUUUCAAAAGCAAACUGGAUCUUUCAAAGAGUUGUAAUUUGGGGAAACUUUAAUUACUAAAACAUGUGUAAUGGAAUGACUAACAGACAUUGGAGACACAGAGAAAGGGGCAAGACCAUUAGAGGCGGGAGUUAGGCCAUUAGAGAAAAGAGUCGGAGGUGGGGAUUGGGGGAGAGAAUGUAAAGAAGAGACUCAACUGCUCCUUACACAAGCUAGGUAUAAGUGGAUUUAGAGAACUGCUUUGACAGGCUUUCAAGUAUCUGUUAUA